This is a messenger RNA of Perca flavescens (yellow perch), 1620 nucleotides long. RefSeq names its product homeobox B6b (gene hoxb6b). The transcript has 4 exons. Gene Ontology annotation, molecular function: DNA-binding transcription factor activity, RNA polymerase II-specific; RNA polymerase II cis-regulatory region sequence-specific DNA binding. Gene Ontology annotation, cellular component: nucleus. The record is from RefSeq and is a predicted model, not a curated record. Bases 262 to 1086 code for a protein of 274 amino acids. Gene Ontology annotation, biological process: regulation of transcription by RNA polymerase II; anterior/posterior pattern specification. NCBI's taxonomy places the organism in Eukaryota, Metazoa, Chordata, Actinopteri, Perciformes, Percidae.
UAUAUUGCAGCUGCUGUUUUCCACCGCUCGUUCACUUACCACUGGUAACACAACCAUUUUUUUUUUUCUUGGCUCUGUGUUUAUGCAAUACGCGAAUACGCAAGUGUGGCUGCGAGACGCGGUGAACGUGCGUAAUUUAGUUUUCACCCAAAAUGGGCGAUGGAGCCUCCGCGAGGUGCUUCACUGUGUGCGCCAUGUUAAUGUGGCUGUACUUGUGUGUAGCUAUAUGUUCUUGAAAAUGAGGGAUCAUCACACUGCUGGAUGGUGGGAUUACUUUCAAUGAAAUCACUUGAACAAAGUGGGGGAUUUUUUUGGGGGGAAAGGACUGGAGAAGGAGGCGAGACGAGUCUUCUUCUGCGGAGUGGCACCCUGCACACAGGAAAUGAUGGAUUAUCAACAAAGGACUCUCUCCUGGGUCAGAUACCGUUAUAUUCCUCGGGAUACACCGAUCCGUUAAGACACUACUCCAGCGCGGCCACAUAUGGAGCGGCCAACAUGCAGGAGAAGGUUUACCCGGGGUCCUACUACCAGCAGACGGGCGCAGCGGCCGCGGCCAUCUACGGAAGGGCCAGCGGCGGAGCGCCCUGCGACUACAACCCGGUCGGGACUUUCUACAAGGACGCGGAGGGCUCGUGCGCUUUCUCGAGCCGCGACGACCAGCCGCUGUUUGUCAGUCAGGAGCAGCGCAAAGCGGAGUGCCCGGAGCAGGCUGUCAGCAUGAGCAGCAGCAUCGACGACAAGUCCUCCACGCUGAUCUACCCGUGGAUGCAGAGGAUGAACGCCUGCUCCGCCGACACACCACUACAGAUUUCGAGUGCACUCUCAGGUCCAUUUGGAAACAGUGGCCGCAGGGGCCGACAGACCUACACCCGCUACCAGACUCUGGAGCUGGAGAAGGAGUUCCACUUUAACCGCUACUUGACAAGGAGGCGCCGGAUAGAGAUCUCCCACGCCCUGUGUCUGACGGAGAGACAGAUCAAAAUCUGGUUUCAGAACCGCAGGAUGAAGUGGAAAAAGGAGAACAAACUCCUCAAUCCCUCAAAGACACCCGAGGAGGAGGAGGAGCAGGCGGACAAGAAGAGCUAAAAGGACACUGAAUAAAAAGGCAUGUGUGUGUGUGUGUGUGCGCACACUCCCAACAUAAAAUGGUGUAUUAUUUCUUUGUAGAUAAAGUGCUGCAAAUCCCCAGUUAGAGACGUGUAGAACGAUAGACUUUAUUUCAGUAUCUGCACGGUGAUGAUGUCUGCAUUAGAGGUUAAAAUCAGGUCCUCCUCUGUUCGUCCUUGUGCUGUGUUUUUAUUUAGGGGACUAUGCAAAAAUCCGCCAAAAUGUAUAUACUUUUUAGUGUUUUAGUUUUUGACAAUGUUGUUACCUCAUUAUCGUAGGCCUACUGAGUUUUGUUAUUGUUAUUUUUAUGACAUUAAAAGAGGCUUUUUGUGUUUUACUGAACAUCUUGUGGUGUUAGUUGUUCUAUAGUCCAAUAGUCCUUUAGGCUUGUUGUGCCAUCGACUCUUCAAUCUGUACAGACUCGAAAUGUUACAUGUUAUUUAUUGUUGUUCACCUUGUGUUCAAUGCACCUCUGGAUAUUGUGUGCAAUAUUUUGUUUAGGAAAUUGUACAU